This is a messenger RNA of Penicillium pulvis, 1344 nucleotides long. RefSeq names its product NAD(P)/FAD-dependent oxidoreductase. Bases 1 to 1344 code for a protein of 447 amino acids. Gene Ontology annotation, molecular function: sarcosine oxidase activity; flavin adenine dinucleotide binding; saccharopine oxidase activity. The record is from RefSeq and is a predicted model, not a curated record. The transcript is spliced from 2 exons. NCBI's taxonomy places the organism in Eukaryota, Fungi, Ascomycota, Eurotiomycetes, Eurotiales, Aspergillaceae.
AUGUCGUCAAUUCCCCUCAGCCAUACCUCUUCAAUUUUAAUCGUUGGUGCCGGAACCUGGGGCUGCUCGACCGCUCUGCAUUUAGUCCGUCGAGGAUAUACAAAUGUCACGGUCUUGGAUCCUUACCCGGUGCCAUCAGCAAUUGCGGCUGGGAAUGACGUGAAUAAGAUCAUGGAGCACAAGGAGCUGAAAGGCACGAACCCGGACGCUAGAAGCCUCGCUUUCACAACCUGCACUCGAGCAGCGUUGAAAGGCUGGAAGACUGAUCCUGUUUUUCAGCCAUACUUCCACGAGACAGGUUUUAUUGUGUCGGGACAUACCCCGGCUCUCAUCCAGCACAUCAAGGAAGACGAGAUCGAGCCCUCCGAUGCUGAGUUCGUGUCACUCGAAACGGCGGAGGACUUUCGCAAAACAAUGCCAUCAGGAGUUCUGACAGGGGACUUCCCCGGCUGGAAGGGAUGGCUUAGCAAGAGUGGGGCAGGUUGGAUUCACGCCCAGAAAGCAAUGAUCUCUGCAUACACGGAAGCUCAACGCCUAGGGGCAAAGUUCAUAACGGGCACACCAUCAGGAAAGGCUGUAUGUUUGCUGUAUGAGAAUGGGGAUGUGGUGGGAGCCCAGACAGAGGACGGAACAAGCCAUAUGGCAGACCACACUAUUUUGGCUGCGGGUGCUGGGAGUGACCGUCUUCUGGAUUUCAAGAAACAAUUACGUCCUACUGCCUGGACUUUGUGUCAUAUAAGAAUGACACCGGAAGAAGCGAAGAGUUAUCGGAACCUCCCAGUUCUUUUCAACAUUGCAAAGGGAUUCUUCAUGGAGCCGGAUGAAGAUAAGCAUGAGCUUAAAAUCUGCGAUGAACAUCCUGGAUAUUGCAACUUCAUUCAGGAUCAAUCGCAUGGUGGCGAGAUGCGUAGCAUACCAUUUGCAAGGCAUCAGAUUCCACUCAAGGCAGAGGCCCGAGUUAGAGACUUCUUGAAAGAUACGAUGCCCCAUCUCGCUGAUAGACCUUUUUCCUUUGCGAGAAUUUGCUGGGAUGCCGAUACACCCGAUCGCGCAUUCUUGAUUGAUCGUCAUCCUGAGCACCCUUCGCUCCUUGUCGCCGUGGGAGGUUCCGGCAAUGGGGCGAUGCAGAUGCCUACCAUUGGCGGUUUUAUCUCUGAUGCUUUGGAAGGGAGCUUACAAAAAGAGUUGAAGCACGUUGUACGAUGGCGCCCAGAAACAGCAGUGGAUCGCGAUUGGCACUCUACACAGAAUCGUUUCGGAGGACCAGACGAAAUCAUGGACUUUCAUAAAUUGAACGACAAUGAGUGGACUCAGAUACAAGAGAGUGAGCAGAGCAAGCUAUAG